GCUACAGGAAACACAAUGGGACCAUUCCAAGAGUAUGAGGAAAAAAAGAAAGGGAGCCCUCGGAGUCGCAUCCCACGUUUGGGCCUCCAUCCCUUCCAGCAAAAGGGCAAUGGAUCACCUCUUUCUGACUCUCCUUUCUCAGAAGAGGAGGGCAAAGAGUGUGACACCAGCUCAGAUCACUCUAAGAGAACAAUCAGCACCAACAGUUUUUAUUCCGGCUCUGAGGAGAGUGCCCAUAGCUCACCAACGCUCCCCGGGCGCAAGGCCAAAGCGAAGAGGGUCCGAGUUAUAGCGGAUGGCAGUCACGGACCACGGAGUGCUCCAACCAGGCACAAGAAGGAGCUGAGGUCGGCCAUGAAACCCAGAGGAAGUGAGGCAGAUUUUAGCUCCUCCAGUAGUACAGGGAGUCUGAAGACCAGGGAGACUCUCACCAAAAUAUCUGCAAAGAAGGCUCCUUCUCACAGCUCGCUUCCAGUGUUCAAACCAGCAGGAAGCCCUUCCUUCAACUAUGAUGCAGAACUAUAUGCUCCAUGUAGGACUCCGCCUAGGGUUGCAUCCUCAACCAAUAGUAGCAGCUGCAACUCCAGCCCUACAUCCAGGAGAGCAAACUUGAGCCGCUACCAUUCAUGUGGCGAUAACCAUGGAAUUCGACCCCCCAACCCUGAACAGUAUCUCACCCCUCUGCAGCGAAAAGAAGUGGCCAUCAGGCACCUGAAAACAAAGCUACUGGAGUCUGACAACAGGGUGCAUGACAGAGAGGCAGAAAUUGAGGAUCUCAAGGGCCAGCUCAGCAGAAUGAGAGAAGACUGGAUUGAGGAAGAAUGUCACCGGGUAGAGGCUCAGCUGUCCCUCAAAGAAGCCCGUAAAGAAAUCAAACAGCUGCGCCACGUUGUGGAGACCAUGAAGAACAGCCUGAUGGAAAAAGAUAAGGGAAUACAGAAGUAUUUCAUUGACAUAAACAUCCAAAACAGGAAGCUGGAGUCCCUACUGCAAAGCAUGGAACUUGCCAACCUUCAAGACGAAAACACACAGGACUUUGUCUUUCAGAGCCCUGAAAGGGAUGGGAAGAAGAUUGAUAGAGAUGAAGAGUGUGGAAUGGAGUUGGGAGACCAAGGGGUAGAGGCCAUGGCUGAUGGUGGGCUGCUAAUGAAUGAUGAGAUGGCCAACAGAGAUGAUAUUUUGGAGCAGGUCUUCAUGUCUACUGCUGUGGAUUUCAGUCUGGGCUCCAUCAACAAACCAAAGGCCGGGAUCGAGCCAGGCCCUGGUGUGUCCAUCUUAUCCGAAAUAUCCAAUCCAUGUCCACCAUCUAAAUCAGCUUCUGUUACUAGCAGCAUCUCACUUGCCCUGAACAAGACUGAAGAUAAGGCGCUCCAGACUGACAUAAUGCCCAUGUCACAAGACCUUCAGGCGCUCCUUUAUCACCUUCUUAAACUUGAAGGGAGUGGAGGCCAAACAUUGUCCAGCUCUGUUUUGGGUCUCCCAAACCUGUUCAACUCCACUGUAACUUCUGCACAUUCCCCUGACUUGAUAUCUCCCAUAGCAUCCAUGCUGAGUCCUGCUCCCCGCAACAGUGCAGUCAUCGCUACUGACGUUGAACUGUGCUGCUCAGAACUGGAAGAUAACCCUCGGUUCAUGGAUGAAUUGGAUUUUGAUAUAAGCACAGAAACACACCCUCCCUCACCAGGACUGGGUGUGGUCAGGAAGCAAUACUGGAGCAACAGUUUUCUGGUGGAUCUGGUUGCAGUCGCAGCACCCAUGCUACCCACAGUGGCCUGGCUGUACUCGCAGCAUGGUGUGGAGAAAAGCACUCCAGUUAACAUUGCUGCUCUCAUUCGGGGCUGUUGUAUCAUGGGAUUGCACUCUCUUCGUCACAUUGCUCACAGGCCAGAUGUCUAAUGGUUUUCAACAUGUAAGCACAUGGCUCACUUUGAAUUUGAAGCACUUAAGGAUUUUUCAAUUUUUUUCAUUAUUUUCCUGAACAUCUAAUCAAUGUUGCUAUUUGGGGUCCACCUGUGUAUAUUUACUGUGAGAUAAAGCAAAAUGGCAACAUGAAAGGGAAUAUUUAUUCAUGGGUAUAAUUUGUCUAUAGUUUGUCUACAAAACGAUCUAAGUAGAUUUAUUGAUCUUUGGUGUUUUGUACUGUUCCAGAUUGUCCUUGUUAAAACUUGCCGUCACCUGCUCAAAUGACUGUUUGGAGAAGAAAGAUUGAAUGUCAGUCUGUUUGACAUGUUUUCAGAAGUUUAAGUUGUUUAAAAAAUAAACUUUUUUUCCUUCAGCCAAAGCUUUAAUGUGAAAUGUUUGUGAAAGUGUAUUGGUCCUCCCAAUAAGUGGAGCUUUAAGUUGAACUUUUGUAUUAACAGUUGAUGAUGAUUCACAGCAAAUGAGAUAUGUGCCUGAGCUAUGUGCAAUACCUGCAGUUUGCAUGAAUAUCCAUGUGCAUUUAUUAUUAAAGCAUGAUCAUACAGCA
Syngnathoides biaculeatus (alligator pipefish) is the source of this 2467-nucleotide messenger RNA. It is a transcript of the gene sybu, whose product is annotated as syntabulin (syntaxin-interacting). The record is from RefSeq and is a predicted model, not a curated record. The coding region runs from base 16 to 1896 and encodes 626 amino acids. Gene Ontology annotation, cellular component: cytoplasmic microtubule; vesicle. The transcript is spliced from 7 exons. NCBI's taxonomy places the organism in Eukaryota, Metazoa, Chordata, Actinopteri, Syngnathiformes, Syngnathidae. Gene Ontology annotation, biological process: synapse maturation; axonal transport of mitochondrion.